AUUAAAAAGGAAAGUUCCCAAAAUAGUAAUAUUCCGUUUAAAACAUAUUUUUACCGAACAAAAAUAUACUUAUAACCGAGAAAUAAAACUAAUUUGAUUUGAAUUAAUUAGAAUAAAAAAUAAUUUUACUUGAGUUUGAAUUUGACAGAAUUUAUUUAACUCGACUAAUCCAAUUUAUAUCCUAAAUCAAAGAUCUAACCACAAUUAAAAUAUAUAAUUUAUAAUAAUAAUAUAUUUAUUUUUAUACAUAUUUAUUGUAGGAUGACUCAAAAUAUAUUAAUAAAUAAAAAUAAAAUAUUAACUAAUUGUUACAAUAUAAUUAAAUAUAUAUAUGUAUGAGUCUUCAGAAUAUUAUCAUUAUAUUCAUUUAUGUAAUUUUCAAUACAAACUUCAUUUAUUUUUUACUUAAUUUUAAGAAAAAUAUAUAUUAUGUUAUACAUCAUCUUACUAAAAUAUAUUUACAUAUCUGGAAAAACAACCAAUCUAAAUGCAAAUAAGAAUUUAAUCAAAAUUUACUAUAUUUAGAAUAAAAUAUUAUAGUCCAGUUCGGAGAAAUAGAUGCAAUCCAACAUACCUAGGUGAUAAACAAAUCGAUUGUUUACCCAGAAACAACCAAACCGACUAAAUAAAACAUAUCCAAAAUCAUAUGUCUAGUUAAAAUAAUAUAAUAUUAUCAAAACAAAUUAUACAAAUAAAUUAUAAAUUUAGUUAAAGCCAAAAGUAAAUAUCAAUUAAUUAUAAUAUAUUAUCUUUAUAAAUAUUUAUAUCCGUGCAUGAUCACGGGAGAAUCACCUUGUAUAUAUAUACAUUAGAUGGAGCAAAGAAUAUAUUCUCUUUAGCCAUAAAUAAUUGAUGGGGUAAGGAAUAUUUGUAUUUGAAGCCUAAGAUGAUUAUAAAUUGUAAACAAGCUCGACAUCGUUUCAUAACACAAGAAACAAACUUUCUAAAAAAUGGGAGAUUUCUUUCAAUCAAGAGAAUGGAUGUAUAAAAGAUUAAAACGUUCUGAUCAUAGUUUGUGCGAGAAAUUUAUUGAGGGUGUAAACACUUUUAUUUCUUUUGCUUGUAAUCAAGCAUUUUUUCUUGAGUGUGGGAAGUUGUUUUGUCCUUGUAAAAAAUGCAAGAAUCAAAAAUAUCGCGAUGUUGAUACAGUGACGAAACAUCUUAUGUUGAAAGGAUUUACAGAAAAUUAUUACUUGUGGACGCAUCACGGAGAAAAUUGGCAAUACAAUGAUGGUGAAGCCUGUUCAUACGGCAAUUUCAAAACCUGUUCAUACAGCAAUUUCAGAUAUCGCACUCUUCUUUCGAGAUAUAUCUGCCAAAAUCUUGAAGAUUGAAGAUGUUGCUAGACUGAAAGAAAAUAUUGCAAUUAUGCUUUGCAAUCUUGAAAAAAUAUUUCCACCGGCAUUCUUUGAUGUGAUAGAACAUCUACCUGUCCAUCUCCCAGAUGAAGCUUUACUAGGUGGUCCGGUCCAAUAUAGGUGGAUGUAUCCGUUUGAACGAUACAUGUAUCAUCUGAAAAAAAAGGUUAAAAACAAAGCCAGGAUCGGAGGAUCAAUAGUGGCUCAGUGUGUGAAUGAAGAAAUUUCUUACGUGACAAAUAAUUAUAUUGCACCUUCAACAGUUCAAGUCCCUGAAAAAGAUGUCAACGAAAUCAGAUUCACUUACAAAUAUCUUGAUGUUCCAAUAAUGUUCCAGCAAGAAGGAAGAAUCAGUGGAAAAUCAAGUAGUGCAUGGUUAAAUGAUGAAGAUUAUAAUAUUCUUCAGACAUUUUUAUUGCUCAACUGUGAAGUAUUUGAACCAUAUGAGAGGAUGUUUGAAGAUUAUAUGAUGGAUAACCACCCAAACAUAACUUCUAAAGAUAUGACAAGAGCAAAAGAUGAAAAAUUUGCAAUGUGGUGUAAAGAUUACAUUAACAAUGCUAGCAAAUCAUUUGAAUUUCCAUUGUGGAUGUUGGAAUUUGUACAAGGUCCAAAGCACCAAAUCACGUCAUGGCCUAUGUAUUAUUCGAGAGGAUAUCAUUACCACACACAAAGCCAUGGACAAAAUAAAAAGACAAUGAAUUUUCGUGUUUGUGUUCCUGGAACUACUGAGACCGAGUAUUUUGGACUUAUCGAAGAAAUAUUCAUGAUAGAGUAUCAUGGUGCCGUUGGGUUAAAAGCCAUGAUUUUUAAAUAUCAUUGGUUCAACAUCGAUCAAGGAAUACGAAGACAUCCAUCUGGCAUUGUUGAUGUUUGCCCACAAAUGCAUUAUGACAAGUACGAUCCUUUUAUAUUACCAGAACAAUGUGAUCAAGUAUGUUAUGUUCCUUAUCCUCGUCUACGAUCAAGAAGAGAAGAAUGGUGGACAACAAUAAAAGUUAUGCCGAGAGGAUUUUUUGAAACUAAAGAAGUUUCUGAUACGCCCAAAACAGGAAGAAUGGCUUUGGCCGGGUGUUUGAUAUGAACCGAGAAGGCGAUGGCACUUCUGGAACUGGAAUGGAAUGAAUGGAUCGUCAAGAGAUGCGGAAUGACUCUUGAUAUACCACGAUCUAAGGCUAACCACCUAAGAAACGAUGAAGGUGUGUUGGCUAACCACCAAACGACACAAAAGAUGAUUGGCUGACCACCAAAUCAACAAGCCGGUUCAAACCGAUGAACUAGCUAAGAACUCUCUCUCUCACUCAGAGAAAAGAAGAAUCGAAAAUAAACAACCAAAAUGAACUGAUUUUAUUCAUCAAAGGGACUACAUAUUUAUACUACUUGUAGUCAAAGAGAAUUAAAGAGAAUUGUGGGAAAACAAGGCAUAGAAAAUAGAAACAUUGACUAGAAUAUUAUUAAUGAGUCAAAGACUCAGUCUUCCAUGCAGAUUAGUCAAAGAUGACCAUUCGGUUCACGUUCUGGUCAAGGAAACCCUUCGGCUACUGUCCAGGUUCAUCCGAACCAGAUGGAUGCACGGGGUAAAGAUAAGGACGCUUGCGGGACUGUCCGGAUGGUCCGCCAGAUAAGAAUGCAUGUCCGUCUUUGGUUUCUUCACGACCCAAGCUAAGUCUGGCUCGACCGUGGGUUUUAGAAUGCCGAGUUGGUCGGGGAAGACGGGCUGUGGUUCGGUCGGUUAGGUCGUCUGGACGUGGUUCCAGCCGAAGCUCCAAUCGAGACGUACGCGGGACGGCUCGGUCAGUCUGAUCGGUACGGUCGGAUGAACGAACCUCGGUCAAAUUGUUCAGAACGUCCUGAUCUCCAUCCUGGUUGGCUCCAAUGGACUGAUCCACGAACCAGGGCACAUCAGUUUCUCAAAAUGCAAUACAAAACAAUAUUGUUGAUCAUGUGAUACCAUCCACUAAUAUUGUGCGAGUCGAAGCACAUGCAGUCCAAGAUGAUUCAAUUUACGAACCGAUGCCAAUGAUUAAUCCAGAAGAUGAAUAUUUAUCUGAAAAUGAUUUUAUCGAUCAGUAUGACGAAUAUUCUGAUUCAGAUUCGCAUUCGGACUAAUAAUAUUGUAUGAAUAAAUGGUUAAAAAAUAAUGUAUGUGUUAUAAAACAAAUAAGAAGAUAAAUAAUAAUUUGUAAUGUAUUUAAUAUUGUAUGAAUAAAUGGUUAAGAAAAUAAUGUAUGUGUUCUAAAACAAAUAAAAAAACAAAUAAUAAUUUGUCAUGUAUUUAACUUAAUUCCUUUGUUUUAAUAUUGUUUUUAAUUUAUCUUUGAAUGCUAAACUUUAUCAAAAUUCCUAUUUAAUUAUUAAUAGUAUUAUUGUAAAAUACUAACCACAAAAUUCUUAAGUGGCGGGAGUAAUUUCCCGGGUAUAUAACUCCCGUAGAAACAAAUAGCGACAAGUAGAUUGGUAACAAUCUAAAAAUUAGAAAGUAAUCACGAAAUUUUUCACUUCCCGGGUUGUUUUCCCGGCUAAACCAAUAUCAGCCACUUGAUUUAUUAAUUGAAAAAAAGGAAGCUAAUCUACUUGUUUGCUCCGCCUACAAAUAUUACGUAUCUAUCUUGUCCUCUUCUCACAGUCAAUCUCUAUCCUUUCUCACAGUCAAUUUAAAAAAAAAAAAAGAAGCUAACCCUCAGUAUCCUUUCUCUCUUCCUUACGUUCCUCUGUUUAAGAUGAAUAUCCUACGUGGUUCUUCUUCAGGGCCAGCUAAGAGGAGCCGUCAAACUUGUCUUCCUCCUGGAUUGAACAGGCCUGCUACGUCCGCUUCUCUUCCUCCUGGAGCGACCAGGCCGGCUUCGUCUGCGUCUCGACAUCCACUUCCAAGCUUAGCUGCUGUGAGGAGUGCACCAGAGAGACGUAACAUGCCUCUUCUCCAUCCACAAAGGCCCAAUGGAACUUUAUGGUUUGGGAUAGACGAUUGCAUCCGGAAAGAUGUAGUGUCAACAUAUCAGUCAAACUUUUGGGGACCAUGGUGGACCUACAGAAUGGUGCCAGAUGAGAAGAAGGUCGCUUGGUGGACUAGUUUUCUGCAACAAUACUAUUGGGAUCCUAAGCAUCACAGUCAAGUUCGUUUUCAGUGGGAACAAAUUCUGAAAAGCUCAAUCAGAGACCUUGUAAGCAAGAGGAGGAGACCAGAAGAAAAAAAGAAGCCAGAUUUUAUUGGCCUAGCAGAUUGGAACUUGAUGCUAGAGACUUGGCAGGAGGAGCCACACCAAAAGAGGAGCAAAACGAAUUCUGAGAAUGCUUCCUCAAACCCAGAUGGUUUAGGCACUCACCGUCAUACUUCAGGAUCAAAAAACCACAAGCGUUAUGCUUAUGACUUGACUGUUAAGGCUGGUGGAGUAGCACCUCCAGUCACUGAAGUAGUGCGUAUGACCCAUACUCGCAAGGAUGGCACUUUCAUUGACAAAAGAGCAGAAGGUUUUGUGAAGGCUGCCGAGGCUCUUGCAUUGGAGCGAUCACAAGGUUCCUGUCUGACUGAUGAAACCCCAUCAGCACCCUCUACCCAGCAGCUCAACGCUGCUUACAUUGAAGUGGCAACCAAUGGCAAAGGGCGAGUUUAUGGGCUUGGUUCAAUUCAGGAUAUUGAUGAUGAACCAAGUGAGAAUGCACCAGCAUCUUUAUUUACACAUGUGGCAGUUGAUGGACGCUUGACCACCAUGGAGGGUGUUGUAACUUGCUUGAAGGAUGAUGUUUCUGGCUUGAAGGAGGAUGUAAUUGGUAUUAAGCGAGGCAUUGAGGUUCUGAUGAAGAUGAAUGGAGUGGACCCUGUUACCUUUGAACCUAUUCAGCGUGAGAGCGAUGCAUCUGUUCGAACUCCCCAAUCAAGCCAAGAACUUGAACAAAAUUCUCCCGUACAUUAACUCUGAUCUUGGUGUCUUUUGUGUUUAUACUAAGUUAAGCUCUAACAUCACUAGAUGUCUUUUGUAAAAACAUCACUAGAUGUCUUUUGUAACUUCUGAAGAACAUCAUUAGAUGUCUUUUGUAAAAAAAUUUUAUAAUUUUAAUGGUAUUUGAAUGUUUAAA
Messenger RNA from Brassica napus (rape), 5432 nucleotides. RefSeq lists its product as uncharacterized. NCBI's taxonomy places the organism in Eukaryota, Viridiplantae, Streptophyta, Magnoliopsida, Brassicales, Brassicaceae. The transcript has 9 exons. The coding region runs from base 4079 to 5269 and encodes 396 amino acids. The record is from RefSeq and is a predicted model, not a curated record.